Molecule: messenger RNA, 4489 nt
Organism: Parnassius mnemosyne (clouded apollo)
Lineage: Eukaryota; Metazoa; Arthropoda; Insecta; Lepidoptera; Papilionidae
Source: the annotation of a GenBank genome assembly
GUAGUUGCGAAAUGUGCAAGACCAACCGUUGCAACAAGCCCCAUGUAAAUGCUGUUGGUUAACAUGACCUAUUACGCCGCCAUUUUGAAAUGUACUCCAAGUUUUGCGGAAAUGCACCACAAAUUGUCGUAUUUUCUUGCGAUCGGAUAGCCAUAUCGAGUUAGCACCGAGUAGAGGUGUAAACAAGAAAUCGCCUCUCAACUCUCCGCUAGUCCGUUAACUUACUAGCUUACUACAUCCACAACCGGCGUAGCCACUGUCCGUUACGUACGUGGCGAACCGAAUACUAAUUCGAUUUUUGAAAUCUUUUUUCAAUUUUGUUUUACGAGAGUACUUCACGAUUUUAAAGAGAAAGUGUUUUGUGUUUAGGCGCGAAAUAGCGCCAUAGAUUAGUGGCAGUGACAUACUUUUUUAUUUUUAAAAAUUUCCGUGUUGUGUUUGUGACUUUUUUAUUAUUGAUUUUGGAUACUUGCGAAUUUGCUUCAAAUUCUAUAAGCCAAAAUGACGACUCCAAACAAGCUACAGACUGAGAGGGUGAAGCAGAUGUUUAGUUGGACUGCUGGAGAAACCUCGCCUCCGUCGCCCAUCGGCGAUGAGAAGGAGUCCAAGAUGAGCCAAAUACAAUUUUCAGCGCCUUUAGAUAAACAAGAUAGCACGGUGUGGCAGAAGCGACAGCAGGCGGUUUGCGUGCGGCACGCGUUCAAACACUACGGCUCCAACAAGCGGCCCAACAAUGUUCUCAGCAAUUUGAACAUGACUGUAGCUAAGGGAACAAUAUACGGCCUUCUCGGUGCGUCCGGUUGCGGGAAGACCACGCUGCUGUCGUGUAUCGUGGGCCGGCGGAAACUGAACAGCGGAGAGAUAUGGGUGCUCGGGGGCAAGCCGGGCACAAAAGGUUCAGGAGUGCCCGGCAAGCGCGUGGGAUACAUGCCGCAAGAGAUUGCCCUGUACGGCGAGUUCACUAUCAAAGAAACCAUGAUGUACUUCGGUUGGAUCUUCGGUAUGGAGACACGGGAGAUCAACGAGCGUCUGAGAUUCUUACUGGACUUCCUCGACCUGCCCAGCAAGGACCGUAUGGUGAAGAACUUGAGUGGUGGGCAACAGCGUCGUGUUUCCUUCGCCGUGGCCCUAAUGCACGACCCUGAGCUCCUAAUCCUCGACGAACCCACCGUCGGAGUGGACCCUCUGCUGCGCCAGUCCAUCUGGACCCACCUCGUGCAGAUCACCAGCUCCGGAGACAAGACUGUCAUCAUCACCACCCAUUACAUUGAAGAGGCUCGACAGGCGCAUUGUAUCGGACUAAUGCGAAGCGGUAGACUGCUCGCCGAGGAGUCACCGCAAGCUCUCCUCACGAUGUACAGCUGCAUCUCCCUCGAAGAUGUCUUCCUCAAACUCUCUAGAAAGCAGGGUCAAGCCAACCAAGUGGUGGAGCUCAACGUUUCAGGCGGAGGCUUGGGGCUGAACAAGAUGUCGAAGAGAGAGGAAGCACCUUACGCAGCCGAGGACACGCACGUGGUGGGUCUAAACUUCCACCAGAGCAAGGAAGUCCUUAUCAUUGACAACGGAGCUGGCUCUAACGGCGAUCUCCCUGGCAAAGUGACUGAAGUAGUGACCACCGAAUGUGAGGAUUGCGGCAAUUGUUUUAAUUGGACCUCGCGGGGCAAAAUCAAGGCCUUAAUUCAAAAGAACUUCCUGCGGAUGUGGCGGAACAUAGGUGUCAUGCUGUUUAUUUUCGCGCUGCCCGUCAUGCAAGUCAUUCUCUUCUGUUUAGCCAUCGGACGAGACCCUACUGGGCUUAGACUUGCGAUUGUCAACGAUGAUGUGAACGUCCUAGAUAGUUACUGUCCAUUCAACUCGUCGUGUUCGAUGAAGAACCUAUCUUGUCGUUACCUGAACCAUCUAAAGAACCAGUCCAUCAUAAAGGAGUACUACUUCGACGUGGAAUCCGCCAUACAGGCGGUGAGAGAUGGCGAUGCUUGGGGCGCAAUUUAUUUCAACGAGAAUUAUACGGAUGCUCUUGUUGCUAGACUAGCUCUAGCGGACACGGCAGACAACGAUACGAUCAUGUCGUCCGAGGUGCAAGUGUGGUUAGAUAUGUCCAACCAACAGAUAGGACUUAUGCUCAACAGGGACAUACAAUUCGCAUACCGAGAUUUCGCUAAGGACUUACUUCAAACAUGCAACUAUAAUCCGAAAGUGGGUGACAUACCAAUCGACUUUAAGGACCCAAUAUACGGUGACAACAACCCCUCGUUUACAGACUUCGUUGCGCCUGGAGUUAUUUUAACAAUCGUGUUCUUCUUGGCUGUGGCACUUACAUCAUCGGCUUUAAUCGUGGAAAGAAUGGAAGGUCUUCUGGAUAGAUCCUGGGUAGCUGGAGUUUCUCCCGGAGAGAUUCUAUUCUCUCACGUAGUGACCCAGUUUGUUGUAAUGUGCGGACAGACGGCCUUGGUUCUCAUCUUUAUGAUCUUGGUAUUCGGCGUCAAGAGCAAUGGAAACAUCGUUUACGUCAUCAUGCUAACAUUGUUGCAAGGUCUCUGCGGGAUGUGCUUCGGUUUCGUGAUAUCGGCUGCUUGCGAACUUGAACGGAACGCGAUCCAACUCGCGCUCGGUUCUUUCUACCCUACAUUACUACUGAGUGGAGUGAUCUGGCCCAUCGAGGGGAUGCCUUGGGCUUUGCGAUACAUCGCCCUGUGUCUACCCUUAACGCUCGCCACCACAUCACUACGUUCGGUUCUUACUCGAGGCUGGCCUAUAGAGGAUCCUGACGUGUACAUGGGCUUCGUGGCCACGUUGACUUGGAUCGCUCUCUUCCUUGUUGUAACGCUCACAAUACUGCGUUUUAAGCGUGGAUAACUCACGCUCUGGGUGAAAGGAGGGGGCCUAGUAAGAUUGAAUCUUGACUCUUCAAAGGGGAGUUCAUUAUUAGCUUAAAAGCAUUCUAUUGAAAAAACGAUACUAUAAUAAACUGACGGGAAAUUUAAUGUGUUUUUUUAUAGAAAACAGAAGGUCGGUGUUACCUUAACGACGUAACUAAACACAUAAGAUUUUCCGAUGCUCCUUCUCUUUUACUGUGCAAAUAACGCAAACAAAAGCCUACAUACGUUUCGUAUGUAAAGUGUAAUGUAAUAUCCGAAGGGUUGCUGGGUACUGACCUUAUAUCUGCAUACAUAUAAUUCUCAAGCUCUCUUCUGCUGACUACUUUAAUUUAUUUUAUUAUAACUUUAAUCAACUUUAAUUUUUAAUUUAUGAGUCGAUAAAACGUUUACUUGAACCGAUUUGUACUAAGCAACCCAAAGUCCAAUUUCGACAAACAAAACUCUAUCUAAGCAUAUCAAACUUUUUAUUGCUCAAACCGCUAAGAACAGAAGAGGUUUAAUUCCAUAAACCGUCAUGAUCACUAUUCAGUAUAAUCUAUUUCAAAAGAAAAUAAAGUUGGCAAAAAUAUCAAAAUUGUUGUCAUGUUACAUAAGUAAAUGAAGCAUCUAUUGCAUAUUCGAGUAAAUAAAUUGACAAGAAAAUAUCGCCCGAUUUAUAUACGUUAUUAUAAUAUAGCUUCAGAGAUCAUGGUUAGUUAAGGAAUUAAGCCCUUUAGUACUUUUAGCUAAAUGACUGUUAGUCCAUGUGUAAAUAUUAGUAUUGUAUUUAUAAUAAUAAAGGGUUCUCGUAAGAGUGUCCGGUAAGGUGGCUAGUAGGGAAUGUUAGCAAUUAUGAUUGGUCCAACGCUUUCAAAGGGUAUUUUUGUAAUAACAUAAAUAUAUUUUAUACUUUCUUGGUAGGGACAUGUUUUAGGGUGUAAACUUUAGACAUUGACUUUGAGAUACCUGAAUAACAAGUUACCAUACAAUAAGAUGGUGCCAUAGACUAUACAAACUACAACAAGUAUAUAAUUGGAAAGUAGUAAUACUAAAGUCAUAUAUUAUGCUACUCUAUAAAAUUAUAUCUCUCUCCAUUGUUUUACGAAAUUUUAUUAUAAUUUUGUUUUAAUAAUUAGUUCCCGAAAAUUUGCAAAAUAAUGUUUCAAAAAUAAAAUUUAAAUCUGAACUGCGUUUGCAAUUGGCAGUUCAGUGUUGCCAGUGAUGAAACACAGCAAGUUGUCAUUUAAAAGAAAAAUAGCGCCAUCUUGUUUAUUAUAAUAUUAUUACAAUCGAUUUAACUAAAUAUUUCCAUUUAUAAUUAUAAGUUUAAAAGAUAAUGAAGUCAAUGUUUUACAAACUAUUGACACCAAUGUAGUUAUAACGUUGUACAGUAAGUUAGGUUUUGUGCGGAGUCUAGACUAGACUUUGUUUUAGAUUAACGUUGUAAUUUAGCGUGGUGUUGCAUGUAUAAACAUAGAUUUAUAUAAAGGCAAUUAAUUAUAAUAUGUCUAAAUUCUAGAUUCUAAACUAGUUGUGUAGAUUAGAAGUGUCAGACUGUGAUUAUUUUUGCUAACAUUGACAUUUUUGUAAUGACAAAUAUAUUAUACCAAAUAAUACGACGUUUUCAUUUC